AGCGGGUAGCUCAGCGGUCAGGCAGAAGCCCCUAAGGCGGGUGGCAGCCUGCACUGCUCCAGCGCGAGGCUGGAAGCUUUGUCAACCUUUCCACAGCCGAGACCCCCAGCCCUAGUGUGCUGCCAGGCGAGAGGUUCACUGCUGACUAAAUCGGACUGCUAAAGUUUAGGGGUGCAUUGAUAGAGUUUUUGGGGGCUGAAAUUUAAGGGGGUAUAGUGGUUGAUACCAGUCUGAUUUCUGAUACAGCUGUCUCCAGGUGUUGUUUCCAUGAUCUGAACAUGGCAACCCUUAUAUUCAUAGACCAGGAGAAUGGAGAAGCUGGUGCUACUUCUAAGGAUCGACUAAGAUUGCCUUCAACUUCAGGAAAAGUUCUGUCUGAAAGGUCACAGGUGCAGACUCCCCAUGUUAGAAAAACAAUUAAUGCAACUCCAGUCGCAUCUAAGUCUCUCAGAAAGGCUCUAGGAGAUGUGAACAGGACUCUGCAAUCCACAAAAAAGAAGGAAACUUUAAAAACACAAAAGCAGCUUGUGACUAAGAGUACUACUGAAAAGACCACUGAAGUGGGAAGUUGCAAUGCAGUACCUGAAGAAACCUACCCAGAAAUUGAAAACUUGUUUACCUACAACCCUCUAGACUUUGAGAGUUUUGAAGUUCCUGAAGAACAUAGACUAAGUGACAUGUCCUUGACUGGUGUACCUCUUAUGAUAUUUGAAGAAAAGUCCGCUGACAGACUUGUAAACUUGGUCCCAUCACCUAUGAAGCUGUCUCCAAUUUCAUGGGAGUGUGACUUGCUACAGUCAACUGCCAGCUUCCUUUCUACCCUGGAUGAAAUCAUUGACUUGCCGCCUCCGUGCCAGAAAUUCUGAAGUAGAUUCUGCUUCUUUUAUUUAUUGAGCUUUACCAAGCUUGUUCAUGUCUUUUUUUUUUUUUUUCCUCUCUCUAGGGUUGUUAACCCUCUAACUUUCUAAAUAAAGAAUUAGGUAAAUAAUACUUGUGUCUAAAAUGGCUUUCCAUACGUUACUUGGUAAGACGGUACUGUAGUUGACAUUGCUCUGGAAUUUAUAGGCAUGUUUGAGCACUGCAGAUCCCAGAGAGCUUCUAGGAUCAGAAGCGUCUGUAAUGUAGUAAGCCAAAUGUGACUACCCAAGUUGAAGGAUCACAAAACUUAAGUAAACCUGAGACUAGGUCUCUAUCCAAAUCUUAUUUGUACUACCAGCUUGUAACUUGCUACUACUAAAUUGCAUAGACCAACAUUAUAUUUUUGGGCCUUCCAGAUAUUGGGAAGAAAUAGUUGGCUUAUCUAGGUGCACUGCUGAGAUGGUGAAUAUUCUUGUCCCAGUAGAAAUGUCCUGAAUAGGAGUAGGCCAUGAUCCAUCCAGUAAAGUGUCUUAUCUGGUAUUGAUAAUAUCUCAUAACUGAGGAACUAUCAAGGAAGCCUAGAAGAUGCAUGGGGUAACCUGCUUCUCUCAAUCUGUAAGACUCUAAUAUCUUUAAAUAAGCAUGGAAGCAUCAUGCUGGCUGAAAGCGAGUCUCAGUUGUGGCUUUUUUUGGUUUGGGGGUGGUGUUUUUUUGCGGGGGAGGGAGGGGUGAGGUGGUCCGUGCAUACACUUUUCUUAAAUCUUUUUUUUUAAUUUACCCAGUUCUGGGUUGCGCUUCUUUACCUCUCUUUCCCCUCCCUGCCCUUCCACUCCCUCUCAAGGCAACUAGAAACUUGCUUUUAGUAUAUCUAUGCACAGUAACAUUCAUAUGUUCCCCACAGAAAGGGGAGAGGAACAAUUAAAUUCCCAUCUUGAGAGUUCAAUAAUCUAUUCUCAUCACUUUUUUUUUUUCCUUCUCCUUAUCUCACUUAUCACCACAGGCACAAACUUGGGACAAAUAAGGAUAUUCUAUAUAGGAUGUCACCAGAGUAGUGGCUGGCUCUUGCAUCUUAAUUGCCUGUUAAGGGCUUCUACACAGAAGAAAUUAGGGUGGAAGGUGGAACUGAUAAAGGUCACCUAGUCAAACAUCUUACUUGAGUUGGGAUAUCUUUUGUCUAAAGCUCACCAAAGUGUAUGCUGGUUUAAACUGCGCUAUUCCACAGGUUCUACAGUCUCUAUGCAACUCACUCCAAUAGUUGACCACCCUCAUACUUUCAAGUUCUUGCUAGUAUUCAUUGUAGAUUUCCUUUGGCACACCUGUACAUGAAGCUUCAAGCGCAGUAGGCUAAUUCUACUGCACAUUAGCAUGGUGGAUAAAAUCCAUGUUAAUGCACAAUAGUAGAAUAGGGUUACUGCACAAUAGCAUUACCUAAAAUGUGUCUCCUGGUCCUACUAUACAGCUUUUUGACACAUGUAAAUGCCACAGCACCAGGUGCUUUGAAAAGCACCUGGUGCUGUGAUGCACACAGCUGUAUAAGUAGUGAAAUGAACCUUGGAGAUGCUUUAGUUCAAAAGCGCACUGCUACCACUUUGUGCCCUGACACAUCUCGCUGCUUAUAGAACAUGUGGAGCAGAUUCUGUAGGACAAAGCUAUGAGUAUAAAUGCCCUAAGCGUGCAAUAACUACUGCACAUUAAUGUAGAUGUAGACAUAGCCCCUCUUUAGUUUUUGAAUUGCAAACUUUGUAUCUUGCUUUGGGGGGCUAGACAAGAUUUCCCCCCCUCCCCCGCCAACUUUUUUAACUACCCUUUAUUUUAUUUGCAGGCUUAACAACUUCCUAUUUCCUUCUCUUUCUAUCUCCACCCCUCCCUGUGACACGCACACAUUUUGGUCUCUUCAUGCUAAGUACUAUUAAGUCUUUCCUUGUGACUCCAUGUUUUCUAGACCUGACUUUGUUCUCUUGGAUUUGUCUCUUCAAGAAAUGUGGGCAGUGUCCAUAAUUUUAGGUGAAGCAUUAUUGGUACUGAAUUGUUGUACUUCAAGUGAAGUGACUUCCAUUCUCCUGUUGCAGUAUCUCUGCAUAGUGUUGUUGCUUUGUCUUUUUCCCUGUAGUACUACAGUCUAGCCAGUUAUCACCUAACUUGUAUUUGUGCACGUGACUGUGUUCCAUCCUAAGGACAGUACUCGGCAUUUUCAGGUAACUUCUUCUGUUUUACUAAGUUCUCUUUGGAUCCUAAUCCUCCAAAGUGCUUCCCCUGCCACCCCCAAAUUAAUGUAACAUGUCAGCUUAUUUCUAUGAUCAUGACAUGAUUUUGUCAAGAGCAAGUCAUAAUUAACAGAGCCAAUGUUGGCUGUCCUUAUAACCUUUUAACUUUGUUAUGUACUCUUAAGUUCUGGAGCAUAUCAAUAAAUCUUUCUGGGUAUUGUGACUACA
This is a messenger RNA of Alligator mississippiensis (American alligator), 3290 nucleotides long. It is a transcript of the gene PTTG1, whose product is annotated as PTTG1 regulator of sister chromatid separation, securin. Gene Ontology annotation, biological process: chromosome organization. The transcript is spliced from 6 exons. Gene Ontology annotation, cellular component: cytoplasm; nucleus. The record is from RefSeq and is a predicted model, not a curated record. NCBI's taxonomy places the organism in Eukaryota, Metazoa, Chordata, Crocodylia, Alligatoridae. The coding region runs from base 279 to 866 and encodes 195 amino acids.